Molecule: messenger RNA, 1906 nt
Organism: Ilyonectria robusta
Lineage: Eukaryota; Fungi; Ascomycota; Sordariomycetes; Hypocreales; Nectriaceae
Exons: 1
Coding region: 114-1721 (535 amino acids)
Source: RefSeq, a predicted model, not a curated record
CAAAGAGAACCCACCUCGGAUUUAAGACAACUUGCUCAUACCAUCAAGAUCAUUUCCUCACUCACCACCAUUCGGCUUUGUCAAUUGAGACUCGAGCCGCGACAGUCAGAGCCAUGGCAUCUCACAAGAAGUUCCUCAAAGAUAUCGCUGAAGCAAACGAGGCCGUGACAGCAGAAAUCGACGAGCUGGUUGCAAAAAUCGAUAACAGAACGGAAGAAACUGCGUCUACAACCACAAAAAUUAUAUUGCGCAAAUUGCACGACUCACUUAUCCGCAUCUGUGAGCAUCGCGGCCACCCUCGUACGCCUAACAAGACGAUUCUCGACGCAUACCGCAGUUUCCUCGAGCCCAUCACAACACUCUCCAAGCUACCUUCUGGCGACUUCAUCACUGCACGCAUGUUUGUUUAUUUAGCGGAAGCCAUCUCAAGCGAGGGUGCCCUAGAAAGGAAAUUCAUCAAAAGCAAGGCUCGUACCACGACUGUGCCCUUAUACGAGCUCUGCACUGCUUUGGACGACGCUCUGUUUGAACCGCUGCGGAGAAUGUGGGCUGCAAGCAACAAAAGCGAGGAUUACUGUUGGGUAUUUGGAGAUUACACACUGCUGUACCAUCACUCACCCGGACUCCCCAAUGUCCAGGAAGAAAUGGCUCGAAGGAGCGAGCUCGCUCAGGCGCUGACACCAGCAGAGCUCGCAGCUCUUGGUGGUAUUAAGGAUCGAUCCUACCUAUUUUCGAAAAAUGUCAAAAACCAGAAUUGGCUUCCUCUGCCAAAAGACCUCCAGGAUCUCAGCCCAGACAUGUCCAAUACAGAGAAACUUAUCUUCAAGCAACUCGCGCCAGAUGGGCCGAUUCGCAACGGGAUGGAGUUUCACACGGUUGAUGCGGAACAAAAUGAUCAUGAGACUUGGCGCCACAUCGAUAUUCUUCGUCGCUCCAGGCAGUUCAUUUUGGACGCUCACCAUAUUACUGCGCCCAUCUCCACUGACAAGAGUUACCGUCUUGCGAAGCGAGCACUUGCAGAAGCUGGCUUUCCCCCAGAAAUUCUAAUGUACAUCUUCAGGUAUCUCGAUCCACCGAAAGUCCAUCCUUACCUUCGCCAGGUAGACAUUGCGUCUGCGUACGUCCCCUUUCCCGAAUCGACUGGCUUGUGUGCGGAAUGCAAGUCAAGAAAGACUGGCGCGGCAAAUCGCCGAUUGAAGUUCACCUGUCCAGGUGCCAGCAUCUAUCUCUGGAAUCUUGCCCUGCGCGCUUUUCAUGUGUUUCACCAACACACUGCAACAAGCUGGCGACUCUGCAGACAUGGGCUUGAUUGUGAAGGACACCACAACGAUGGCAGUUGGGAAAUCAACGCAGACGACCAAGUUGUUGAGUUGGCAGAGGCGAUUAUCGCGGACCGCUGUGGAACUCCAAGGACGCUUGAGCAGGUUGGACUUGGUCAAGACCCCAACUGCAAACUUGCCCGCCGGAAAGACGACGAAGAGAGGCAGAAGAAACUGUUCCCUCGAUGGCCGCAAUUGAAAGACUUCAAAAACGAAUCAGAGAUGAGCGGGGGUGUUGGUGGAUUGAUAGAUACCAUGAUGCAUCAGAGGCUGCUGGUUGGUGCAUGGGACUCCGGACACGUCGUAACGGAUCCUUCUUGGUCAUGGUCCCGCAACAUGGUUGACAAGAAGAGAGCCGAAGAUGCAAUUGGUAGUAUUCACAGUCGGUGUGAUUUAUGUUAACACGACUCUGGAGAGAGGAACCGCCAUUUACCUUCAACACCGUUAUUGAUUAUCCCGUUGUAUUUAUUCUUCACAUUAUGUACUGUGUUUAACAAUCUCGUUAUUUCUGCUGGAGUAUCUUUAAUGCCAUCCUGCGCUGUGCAUCGCGUGGUGAUUUGGAUUAGGGAUGUCUGGGUCACUUCUAC